Phytophthora infestans T30-4 is the source of this 2253-nucleotide messenger RNA. RefSeq lists its product as uncharacterized. Gene Ontology annotation, molecular function: protein binding; DNA binding; zinc ion binding. NCBI's taxonomy places the organism in Eukaryota, Oomycota, Peronosporomycetes, Peronosporales, Peronosporaceae. The transcript is spliced from 4 exons. The coding region runs from base 1 to 2253 and encodes 750 amino acids. The record is from RefSeq and is a predicted model, not a curated record.
AUGGCUCAGGUUGCGUUGUACCAACGCACGUCGGCAUUUUAUGUCGUGGUGGCCGCCGGUUCGGAUCUUGCUCGCUGGGAGAAGGCAUUGUCGUCUGAGCAGCUUAUCCAGUUGUAUCCGUAUUGGGGAAGCAAGCAAGAUCGUCGAAACCUUUUGCAGCUGCUGAGCAACGAGUAUUUUUCAAGCCGGAACCUGUCAGCACACGUUCUACUCACCAGCUACGAAGUAUUUAUGGAGGAUAUCGGGAUCGUGGCUUCACUGCAGUGUCAGCUCAGUAUUAUUGAAAUUCCAGGACAAGCUACCGAUCAGAUUGCAGCCAUUUGGCCACAACUGCUUUCGCUUCGAUGUCGCCAACGGUUGCUGCUUUGCCAGCCUUCGUUUACUAUCGACGCGCGAAAGCUACUCCACUUUCUCGUGCCCGAACUGUUUAGCUCACGACGAAAGCUGCUGGCAUGGAAUAGUGCAGCUCUUCAUCCAGAUCAAAUAGGUGUGGCGUGCAACAUGGUGAAGGCAUUCAUGCUCGACUCGAAUGAGGAAGCCUGCUCGACGUUUAUGACGAAGGUGGAGUCGCGUACCAAACAGAACAGCGAAAUCGAGAUGGCUGCUUUGGACACACUCAACAAACAAGGCAUUGUGAGAGCAAUAGAGCCGUCAAUUAUGGUGCCUGUGAAGCGAGUAGUGAAUAGGAAAUCUCGCAGCCGUCCUAGUGCACACGUCCCGGCGAAGGGCAAACUUGAACCGGAAGAUGCCGCGAUGGAUCCUGUGGACUCGCAACUGACGAUCAAGGCACCGAUUGCCGUCAAGAAGCGUAGAGGUAGCGAUGGGACACCAGGUUCUCGCCAACGAAUUGGGCGUUGUGGCAAAUGCUCGGGGUGCUUGGCGGAGGACUGUAUGAAAUGUGGACACUGCCAGGACAUGAAGAAAUACGGUGGACCAGGUCUUCGCAAGCAGUCCUGUAAGGACCGCAAGUGCUUAAAUCCGAAGAUAUGGGGAUAUGCGACAAGAAAGAGGAAGCGCAGCAAGACGAAGCGUGCUGGAUCCAGAGAUGCGAGCAGCGUGAAGGGUGAAAUGGAGGCGGAUGACGAUGGCUCUGUGGCGUAUUCGUCUGCAGAGAGCGACGGAGAGUCUGUGUCGACCGCAACGUACGGGAACGGGGACUCGGAUGACGAGUCUCUUCGAUAUUCCGAUGCAACGAUGAAUUCUCCACGUGACUUGUUGCUACCGGCGAGCGACACAUUACUGGACGAUAAGUUGUCUCUCAGUGACUUAAGUUCUCGAUCUGCCAAGUCACGUGUGGUGCGGUGUGGGGAAUGCGAAGGGUGCAACGCUCCUGAUUGCAUGAAAUGUCCUCAUUGCCUCGAUAUGAAGAAGUAUGGAGGACCUGGACUACGGAAGCAAACGUGCAAAAACCGCAAGUGCAAUGCUCCAAAGAUCCUGAUGCUGAAUAAAGCCAAGGGAGGUCAUGAUCAGUAUGUUGACGAGAAGGGCAACGUGGUGUACACUGGACUGAAUGACAGCACAUUCCCGGGUUUUUAUGAGGCUCCAGAUCGAGCAGAAUCAGCGUCGCCUAGUGCCAAAAGCGAGUCUGGGGCACUGACUAUGAUUCAGGAGUGCGAGCGCUACGUGAGGCCUCGACUGGUGUUUACUUGUGUGGAUUGUGCUGCUCGUUUCAGUUCGAGUAGAGUGCUCAAUUUCCAUACCCGGGUAGAACACGCUUCAACUAACCAAGGGACAAGCUGUACGGCGUUGGAGCGAGAGGCAAGUCGGAUGUUCUUGCGACCAGUUUAUCAAAACGCCAUGAUGAGUGCUCAACUCAAGCAGCAAGAGAGAAGCUCACAGAAUUCACCACUGGGAUAUGCGAAGCUGGAGGGUCAGAGUUUCCAGUAUUUCUUCAUUGAGCCGUUCGUAGUGCUUGGACGGAUGGAGUCUCAGUGGUGCACUCUGUACAAGGACAUGGGCUUUGGGAACCUCCAGGGUCUUCCUGGCGGCCUUGUCGAUUGUCAUAUCGGCAACGACAGUAUGAUUGCAACGAGACAUGCAGUGAUCUCGUGGAACGCUCUCACCGGCAGCUUCGUGAUCGAGUGUCUGAGUCUCCGAACGCCGAUUUCCGUUAACGGACGGGAGCUCAGCUUUUCAUCGCCCCCAGCAGCGCUAAGCAGCCGCAACUUAAUUCAGAUCGGUGCGAGUGUCUUUUACUUCCUGUUGCCAAGAACGACAAAGGAGAGCUCGACAAGCAGCACCCCACGUGCGUAG